Messenger RNA from Anoplopoma fimbria (sablefish), 2446 nucleotides. It is a transcript of the gene nanos1, whose product is annotated as nanos homolog 1. Gene Ontology annotation, biological process: negative regulation of translation; oogenesis. The record is from RefSeq and is a predicted model, not a curated record. Gene Ontology annotation, molecular function: zinc ion binding; mRNA binding. Bases 95 to 775 code for a protein of 226 amino acids. The transcript has a single exon. NCBI's taxonomy places the organism in Eukaryota, Metazoa, Chordata, Actinopteri, Perciformes, Anoplopomatidae. Gene Ontology annotation, cellular component: perinuclear region of cytoplasm.
CACUGGAGACCACAUCGAAGCGCACAAACCCCAUCCUGGAGAGACCAACUCUGGCUACAAAGACCUUUUGGAUUACUCUGGUUGCUUCACCCUCAUGACCGAACGACCAGAAGCAGCCAUGGAUUUUCUCAAUCACAACUACUUGAAUGCUCGCAGCCCAUACGACUAUACUUUUAAUUUCUGGAACGACUAUCUGGGGCUGACAACGUUGGUCACCAAGAAUAACAAGCUCAGCAUCCCCCAGAACCCCAACUCCAUCACCGAGUCUCUUAAGGCGACCCUGGGUCUGGAUGACUCCCCGCAGUGUCCGUGCGUAAUUGGGGAAAGUGCGCACCUGGACUGCUGCUGCCCGUCCGGGAGCCCUCCUCCAGCCUCCAUCCUGGACCUGAAGGAGCGUUUCUCUAUUCUGAGCCCCUUCCAGAACCAGCUGCCCGAGAGGGAGGUGGGGUUCGGAGGGAGCUUCUCCGGGUUCGACCUGUUCGGCAUGGAGAGGAAGAUGCGCAAACCCGCAGCCAGGAGCAAGCAGGAGCCCAAAAUCUGCGUCUUCUGCCGAAAUAACGGCGCACCAGAGGAGGUGUACGGCUCCCACGUCCUGAAGACCCCGGACGGGAGGGUCGUGUGCCCGAUUCUGAGGGCUUACACCUGCCCCCUGUGCAGUGCCAACGGGGACAAUGCCCACACCAUCAAAUACUGUCCACUGUCUAAAGACCAGCCAUCCCAGCGACCAUUAAAGGGAGGGAGGGCUGUGGGUGGUAAGAGGAUGAAAAUAUUCUAAACAGACAUGACUAUAAAGUUAAUUGAAUUGCACUGAACUAUUUCCAGAUGACUGUUUUGAUUUCGGCUCUAGCCUUUAUCCCAGUUUCAUAAACAUAUUGAUUUUAUCUUUUUUUUUUUCCUUCUCUCUCUCUCUCUCUCUCUUUCUCUCUAAGAUCUCUUAUAUUUUUAUAGUUCUUUUAUCCACAUAGAACAAUUUUAUGCUUUAUACAUUGGAUUUAUUUUUCUUGCUAGUUUAUAGUCAUUUGAGCGUGUGCAUAUAAAUACAUGUAUCAAUAAUCACAAAGUGUGAACACAUUUGAAGAGAAGUAUUUUGGUCAUGUAGGGAAACACACUGACAUUGGCGAAAUGGGGAUGAAUGUCAUAUUUCUACCAAGUAUUUUUGUACGGUGAGCUAAGCUCGCUGCGAUUUUCUUUUCUUUCUCGUCUUAGAAAACCAAAGUUAUGUUUGCCAUUAAAGAAGCUCAAGAAUGUGUCAUUAAUGAGUGCUUGUGUAUGUCUGACUGGAAGGAGGAACUCUUUGGGUCCCAUCUGCCUGCCUAAAAAAAACUCCACAACAUAUUUUCCAAGUUGCUCUAAAAGUUGACAUUCAAUCUGCGAGGCAGGAAGGGGGAAGAAAAAAAAAAAGAGAGAGAAGAGACAAUGUGGCCUCUGUUUAGGGCUCAUGUUCUCUGCGGGACGUUAUAAUCAAUUGUUGCCAAGCCAAACUUUGACUCCAAUCCUAUGUGACGAGAACGUCAUCUGACUUUUACAAGCAGUCAGAAAUGAGAGAUACUAGCCUUCAUUUCUUUAUGUUUACAUUCCCAAAUAAGGGCGACACACUGGAUUUCCUUUUCUCUGUCAGGUCUCUCUUUCUCUGUGGUGUUUUGUUUUGUUUUGGUUUUUCCCAAUGUCUCCACCAGAGAGUCUCAUGCCCUGCUCUCUGUGAGUCUUUUCACACUGAGCGAGGGGUGAAAAAGAGCAAAAUGAAUGUUAAACAAACAACAACAACAACAACAACAACAACAAACAUGUUAUCCCGUUAUUUCUUUUCCUUGAAGAAUCCCAAAAACAAAGAUGCAAAAAUGUUGUGAAUGUAUGAUUGACUUGCAGGACUGCACAUUUCUGACAGUUUUGUUUACCAAAGGAAUACAAUUGCAUUGAAGAAAGAAGAGAGAUUUGCUGUAUUGUAUAUAAAGUGAUGUUUAUUCAGUAUUUUAACAUUACAAGUGACUUCAGAGGGCGCUACCUCAACAGGAUUUUGUACUUACAUGUAAAAUGUCAACAGCAGUUUAUUGAUAUAGUGCUGCCAUUUAUAAUAAGGGUUUUGAUAGUAUUUUUGAUCUUUGUAUAACAUAAUUGUAUUUUCAUUUUGUCGCAUUUAACAUGACGGGAGUGAAUUUCCAAGAAGCUAUAAGCAUUGCUCACCAAAAGGUGAUUGUCUGUAAAUAACGAUUAUACCCAUACUUUUUAAAGUUUCGUUGGUCAAUGUUACAUUGGUGAGAGUGUGCGAGAGAGCGGAUAUUGAAAAAGGCUGACACAAUUUGCCACUUUUAACAGAGGAUUUUUUUGAUUAAAUGAAUAAUAGAAAAAAGAAAAACACUGUUGAACUUUGUUAUUUAUAUUUUACCACGAUUUUCCUGUAUGCUGCUGUGCAGAAUAACAACAUAUGAAUCCACUAGAGAAAUAAAAA